Molecule: messenger RNA, 4915 nt
Organism: Cyprinodon variegatus (sheepshead minnow)
Lineage: Eukaryota; Metazoa; Chordata; Actinopteri; Cyprinodontiformes; Cyprinodontidae
Gene: scaf11
Product: SR-related CTD-associated factor 11
Exons: 15
Coding region: 189-4193 (1334 amino acids)
Biological process (GO): spliceosomal complex assembly
Molecular function (GO): RNA binding
Source: RefSeq, a predicted model, not a curated record
CGCAACUUUUGCAGCUAGACUGCUUGACAUGUGGCUGUGGCUUUCUGAAAUCUAUGCCUCAAUUUUAGCUAAAGAUUGUUCUCAGAUACCCUCAUUCAGACAAACAACAGAACGGAUUGGACGCUAACACUGCUUCACCGAGUAAAAUUAAACCUGAACUCCGUUUAAAGGACCACCUGGGGCCCGACAUGACUGGAUCUGGAAGUGGAGGCCCAUCUGACGGCUCUGAUGCCGAGGAGCCAGAAAAGUGUCCGGUCUGCCUGGGCGCCCUUGCUGGAGGAGAGCUCGCCAUGCCGGACAGCUGCUGCCAUGUUUUCUGCCUCGGAUGCCUCCUCACGUGGGCAGAGAUGUCUCCCUCCUGCCCUGUGGACAGACGACCGUUCACGAAUGUUUACAGAUGGGAUGGCAGCCUGGGCCUCGUGCAGAUUCCUGUAAGGAGGAAAAAAUUCCAGCUCGAAGCUGACGUCUGCUGCUGCCAAAAGCCUGAACAGAAACUCUGCCUCAAAAACAAACCUGCUAGAAGAAUACGGCAGCAGACGACUGACAGAAAAUCAGAUGUCAAAACAAGAGGGCUCGUACGAAAGUGCAACGAUGAGGAGCCACCUUCCCUGAGCAGAAAAAAGGUGAGGGGAGCAGAGUGCUCUGCGUGGUCCCCACCCCCCUGCGUCUCUGUAACAACACCAACACAGGACAUUGCAGAUCCUGUUUGGUUAGAUGAGCACCUACCGUACAGCACUGGAUUCAAACACUGCAAGCUGCAGGCGCAGCGUUGUCCUUGGCUCGCCUCUGCUGCUCCCAUUCCUGCUGACGGCUCCUCGAGGCAGCGUUUUCCUGGUUGGUGCAACUCAUCUCCAUUUGAACUCAUCUCAUCUCCCUUGACCUCCACCUCAUCGUUUAGCUCAAGUAAUUUUGUAUUUCAGGGUGUUGUCUGCGCUGUCACGUGUGCUAAAGGAGGAGAGAAGAGGGGCAGCAGAUCGUCAACAUCUAAAGCACCCACCAAAGAGCCAGAGUCUCUACCUUCCAGAAGAUCUAGACGCAACACUAAAAGUCAGGAAGAGCCUCCUGCCCCAGACCCAAAAUCACCAGCACAGGCCAGUUUGUCAGACUCUGACUCAUCCGCUGGUCAUUCUUCCAAGCCGAGCAAACCUUCUCCGGCGCCUACAAAAAGAAAAGGGAAAAGAGUAACAAACAGAAAGGCCAGCGGCAAACGAAAAGCAACAAGGAAGAACAGCAGCAGCCCAGCAGUCAGCGAGGAGGAGGGGGAUGGAGACGAUGACAUUGAAAAGGAGGAAAAAAAAGCUGCAACUAAACAAGAAUUGGAUAUGAACAACUCUGAUAUACUAGAGGCUAAUACUGAAAAUAGCCUCAAAGAAGAGCCGAAUGGAUGCAACUCUACUGAUGAGCUUGGAGCCGUAGAAAAUGAGCUGCCCAGUUUCCCAGACUCCACUCAGAACAGCCCUGUUUCAACCUGUGAGGGAAUCCACAGCCAGGAAGAUGAGCCAGGCAGCCCCAGCUCCAGUUCAGACCAAGAGUAUGGCGAUAGGACUUUGCAAUCUCCCCGUGUCUCCCAGAUCACCCUGCAGGAAGACCAGUUGUCUCCUCAGAGUGAUGAAAACGUAGAGCAGGAUGAUAAGACGGAAAUCUGUGAAUCACCAGAGGAAUCCAUAGCAGGAGAAUCAUCCAAGCAAAUAAAGGAUGAAAAUUCACUAGACUUGAAACAACCUGAAUCACUGGCUGCUGGGGAAUCUGAGGGAAGCAUAGCUGAUGAAGAUGCAAACACAUCUGAAGAAAAAAGUUCUGAAACGCCUAAAUCAGAGGACAGUUCAGGAGUUGAAAGUACUGUAGCAGUACUUGAGGAAGAUUCCACACCCAAGGAGGAUGUUUUGACUAAACAAGAAGUUUUAACAGACUCUACCAUCCAAGGGGAGGGUAUUAUGAAGGAGGAUUCUGUGGCUCAAGAAGCGGACAUCGGCCAGAAGGACUCUAUGUCCAUAGAAGAAACCCUAACGACGAAGGACGACUCUACAUCCAUGGAGGACAAUGUAACCAAGGAGAAAGACUCGAUGUCCAUAGAGAAAACCGUACCAAAGGAGGACUCUAUGGUCAUAGAGGAAACCUUAAUGAUGGAGGACUCUACAGCUCAGGAGCAGGCUUUAACAAAGGGAGACUCUGUGGCCAAAGAGGAAGGAACAACCGAGGAGAAAUCUCCAGUCAAAGAGGAAGCCAUAACGAAGGAGAAUGAUACACCCAAAGCCAACAAUGACUCUGAGCCCAGUUACGAUUGCACAACCAAGGAUGACAUAAAUGUUGUCCCCAUGGAUUGCAGCUCACCUACAAGUGAUCCUGGAAGCAGUUCCUUUUUGGAACUUCAGAGCGACAAGGAUAACCAUAGCGAUGUGGUGAAGCCUGCUGCUGUUCCCCAAACCCAAGACAACCAGACUCCCAGUGCCAAGGAACAAAGGGAAAGGAGCCAAGAGAGGAAGAAUGGCAAGCAGCGCCGCUCCCGCUUCCACUCGCCGUCCGCCAAAUGGUCCCCUAAAAGAGAUUUGAAAAGGGACUCAUCAAAACGCUCACGGUCAAGAGAUCGCGAUGACAUUGCCUCGAGUCGGUCGUCCCACGCUCGCAGCAGAGAUAGAGACCGGGAUGGAGAACGAGAAUAUUCAAGAAGGGACCGGAGCCGUGAAAGGAGGAGAAGGAGAUCCAGGAGUCGCUCUCGAUCAAGGUCUAGGUCUCGUUCCAGAUCUAGAUCAAGAUCUCGAUCAAGAACAAGGUCUUACAGGCGAGGACCCAGCCCGGACAGGUCAAAGUCCAGAGAGGAGUCUCCGCAGAGGAAGGAGCGUAGUAGGGGAGGCUGGAAGUCUGAGCAUGGCGGUGGGUCUAGUUAUGAGGGACGAAGAUAUCAAGGAGGUUCUGGCCGCUUUGAAAACGGUCUCUCACAAGAAAGUUCUAACGACAGGCAGACCUGGUCGGAGAAUCCCGACUGGGUCACAGAAAAGACUCGGGCUGACGCCGAAGACAGGAACCGAGACUCGAGCUCGAGUGGGGGUUCAAAGUGGGAUGACCAGCGCAGGGGUGGUGGAAACGAGGGAGAAUCACGUGGACGUGGGGGUCCGGGAGGGUUUGAGCGUAGACGGGGUGGCGGUAACCGGAGCUUCUACAACCAACAGGAAGAAACUUCGGAAACCCGCUGGCAGCCCAGAAACAAUUUCUCAGGUACAGGCAACAAUUCAGGGAACGACUCGUACAGCCGCUUCAAUGAAAACCGGGGCGGCAGUCGGAAGAAGGAGCCAGAACCAGCGGACUCUAUGAUCGACCGGUCGGGCUGGUCCUCCGCCUCCAGCUGGGCUGUGAGGAGGACCCUGCCUGCAGAUGUGCAGGAUUAUUACUCUAAGAGGGAGAGGGGAGGAACCGGCAGCUGGAACCGCCAGGAGGAGGAGCAGCAAACACAACCACCAGCGGCAACAGCAGAUCCACCAAAGACUGAUCUCCCUCCCCUUCAGGUGAUCCCUGGGAAUGCGCCGGUCGCCGUGUUGAAUGUGCUUCCUCCCCCUCCUCCUCCUCAGCUCAAUGUUCUCCACCAUCCGUACCCCGUCCAGCGCUUGCAGGGGCCCCUGCCGGUCAGCUUGCAGCCUGCGGCCCCCUACGCCGUGCCUCCUCAGGUCCCCAUGCAUCUGCACCCCGCCGUGCCGCUGCUUCAUGUGCCUAACGUCACCGCGCAGGGCCUGCCUCCCCCUCCUCCACCACCUCCACCCAUCCAGACUGUAGCAACAGUUGCCUCACAGCCUGAUGGGCACACAGCUCAGAUGGUGAGCACAGUUGUAGGGUACGGCCACUCGGCUCUCCUUCCCACGCCGACCAAAGUGGGCACAGCGACAGUUUCCCAGGCUCAGCCGGCGCCCAUUCAGGUGCUGGCGUCCUCCACCACUCAGUCCAGCCAGCACAGCAAAGCUCAGGCCGACAGCUCCAAGAAAGAGAAGAAACAGCAGAUCCAAGAAAAAGCUAUAAAUGAAGUGAAGACGGCCAUCAAACCUUUUUAUCAGAAGAAGGAAAUUACAAAGGAGGAGUACAAGGAAAUCGUCCGCAAAGCAGUAGAAAAGGUCUGCCUCAGUAAGAGCGGAGAGGUGAACUCUAGCAAAGUGGCCAACCUUGUGAAGGCCUACGUGGACAAAUACAAACACGCCCGAAAGAAAUGAACGUGCCGUCGAUCCGCUGUUCCCGGGCCGGCACUUUCCCCUCACAGACCCGUUCUGCUGAUCUGAUCAAGUGCAAUUUCCUCCUGCUGGAAUUUGGCCUCCAAACUGAGAGAUGAUGGAGAGCCAGUAUUUCUUUCUUCUUUUUUUGAUAUAUCUACCUUUUAUUGAAUGAAGAUUUGUUUUCUAUAGAUUUUCAUAUUUUGUUAGAAAAGAAUGACCUGAUCACAAAUUGUAAUGCAAGAGCCCUUUAUUUUGCUUAGAUCAUGGGACUUUGGAGCUUCAGUAGCGGGUGCAGCAUAUCUUUGAGAGAUUAUUAAAGAUGCUCUCUGUGAAGAGUGUGUGUAGUGCAGAGCAUCCUAAUUUCAUAGCUUGAUUCAACAUCAUCAUGUUCCUUUAUAAAAAUGUGUAAUAUUUCAACCCAACAUCGACUUUAAAAGUGCUUUGGUCUUUAAUGGUCUCUGGGGCCCAAUGAAGCCCUCCGAUCUAAAGACUGUGGUUGUAAUCAGGCCUCUGAUUGGAUCCAGUCAGUCGUCCAAUCAGCAGUGAGUGUGAGGUCUGAAGGUGAAUGUAAUAUGAAUGUGUGUUCAUGAGCUGUUCAAAGUAUGUGGAAAGUAGUGAAAUAAACUAGAUGCUUCCCACUGUGGUGUGUUUAUCAGAGGGGUUGGGUGUGAAUACAGCUUUGAGCCACAAGGUGGGGCUAGAGCUCUUAGAUUUAUGAAAGA